AUGGGGUAUAUCACGUCGCCCAUCAGAGGCGGUGAAUUGGUAGCAGGUACAGCGGCUCAGGAGGCGUGUUGUGGCGCAGGAAUCAUGUUGUGGCGCCAGAGGCAUAUUGCCUGGGCUAGUUAUCAGUCGGCUAAUUGUACAUGGUGCCAGACCAAGAAUGAAGAACUUGUAUUCCAGAACGGGCAGACAUGCAGCCUUACUCUACCCCUAGCCAAGGCUGGCACCACAAUCCAACCCAUCUGCCCAACCUCCGGUCUCAUCACGAAUUGGACCUGUUCGUCAGAUGGACAAUGGCAGCAUAUGAGCAGUGAGGGCGCUGAGUCGCUUCAGAAUGCUGCCAUCAACAUCUCGGGCGGCCUCAUGAGCGUACAAGAGACGUGCGGGGACGACCUCAGGUUCUGCGAUGAAUAUGAUAACAAUCUUCGUUCAUGUCUUGAGGAAGUGAACUCAUGCACUGGCGGCGUCUCUGUGUGCCCUCUAAACUUCAAGUCUUGCCCAGGAGCGGUGAACGCCUGUCACAGGGUGGCAGAAAACUGCUGGAAGGAAGCUGAUCGAAGAAAGGCACAUCUCGUCAAUUCAACCGAAGGGAGUGAGACGCUAAGUACUGGUAGCGUUGAGUCAGUAAACCAGACGAUGGUGGAAGAGCAAGUGAGCGAGAACCACAAAACGCUAAAGAAAAAGUUGUUGAAUAUUUUCCAGAGCCUCUUCAGUGGAAGAACAGGUCAGUAAAUAUAUCAACCAUU
Messenger RNA from Cherax quadricarinatus, 743 nucleotides. Lineage: Eukaryota; Metazoa; Arthropoda; Malacostraca; Decapoda; Parastacidae. The record is from RefSeq and is a predicted model, not a curated record.